CGGCGCCGAUCGCUCCACGAACUUAGUGAAACCCCCCCCAAAUGGUGUUGCUCUUACGGUGAAGUGUGUGCCUAAGGUUUGAUAUUGUGUACCUAUAACGAACAUGCCUUCACAGUUCAGUAAAAUCUCAGUCAGUAAUGAGCUACUGUCAUAGGCGCUGAUUCAUGGAUCCCGAUUACAAGAAGUUUGGGAGAGGGCCAAGAGAACUUACAGGUGCUGUGGAUCUUAUAAGUCACUACAAGUUGUUGCCUCACCACGAUUUCUUCUGCAAGAGGGCGCUUCCUGUGUCAAUAUCAGACACGCACUACCUUCACAAUGUGGUUGGAGACACAGAAAUCAGGAAAGGGGAGGGGAUGCAAUUGAGCGAGCUCAUUCAAGAUACGUCCUUAUCUAGAGAAACUAAUACACGUAUACAACCUUUUGACCUAGAUAUUCUGAAGGAAGCCUUUCAACUGAGGGAAACGGCUCCAGUUGAUCUUCCUCCUUCUGAGAAGGGUAUUCCUACCAUUGCUGGGAAAUCUAAAAGCGAGUCCAAGGACAAGGAGAAGAAACAUAAAAAGCACAAGGACAAAGACAAAGACAAAGACAAGGAUAAAGAGCACAAGAAGCACAAGCAUCGGCAUAAAGAUCGAAGCAAAGACAAGGACAAGGAGAAGAAAAAAGAUAAAAGUGGCCAUCAUGAUUCUGGCAAUGACCACUCGAAAAGACAUCAUGAGAAGAAGAGAAAACACGAUGGAGACGAGGACGGCAGCGAUGUUCAUAAACACAAGAAAAGUAAGCACAAGAGCUCAAAGAUAGAUGAGAUGGGAGCAAUAAAGGUAGCAGGAUGAGAAGUGGUGCUUGAUCUUUUAAUUUUGUCAUCAGAUGUUGGAGUUGAGAGUUGAGGGAUUCUUUGUUUACUGUUAUCAAGUUACCUAAGAGCUUUAUUUGGACAUACUAAAGAUUGCCAAGAAGGUGAAUUCACUCGCUGCAGUGAAUUCAAGGUACAAAAUGUUGAAAAUGGACUUGCCUGUGUUGUAUCAUAUUUCUGGUGGCGAUAUUGAAAAAUACUUUGUUUCAAUUCAUUGGUUUGUAGUGAUAAAAUGGAUGUCUGGGUUAAUUCAUUGAUUUUCUUCAUCGUUCUUCCCCUGAGAUUUCUAGGUAGAAAGUUUUGAAGUAAUCUAAUCAGCUUGCAGCAUUGGGUAGUCAAAAUAGAUGUAGUUAGGUCUGGUGUCUUUUUAAUCCUCAAAAGAGGGUACCUGAUUUGUAAGGAUAUGGCAAUGUGUAUUAGUUUGGAUAGUUGAGAUUAAAUAGAUGCAAUUUUAUACGAGGAACAAGUGGGAACAGUCAAUAUUCUUGUCACAA
Messenger RNA from Sesamum indicum (sesame), 1344 nucleotides. RefSeq names its product mediator of RNA polymerase II transcription subunit 19a-like protein (gene MED19A). The record is from RefSeq and is a predicted model, not a curated record. Lineage: Eukaryota; Viridiplantae; Streptophyta; Magnoliopsida; Lamiales; Pedaliaceae. Gene Ontology annotation, biological process: positive regulation of transcription by RNA polymerase II. Gene Ontology annotation, molecular function: transcription factor binding; transcription coregulator activity. Gene Ontology annotation, cellular component: mediator complex.